This is a messenger RNA of Laccaria bicolor S238N-H82, 681 nucleotides long. RefSeq lists its product as uncharacterized. Lineage: Eukaryota; Fungi; Basidiomycota; Agaricomycetes; Agaricales; Hydnangiaceae. The coding region runs from base 1 to 681 and encodes 226 amino acids. The record is from RefSeq and is a predicted model, not a curated record. The transcript has 5 exons.
AUGGUGCAAAACAUGAAUCGGAAAAUGGCUGGGACGCAGACUCGGAUGAACCCGAGUAAAAGUUAUCGCAGAGUUGCGGUCGUCAAUAACGUAUACGGUGACAUACCUGAGCAAGCAAUUGAACUCAGCAACAAGAAAACCACGGGGAGGAACUCCGAGCCCAUGUGGGCCACGCUAGGGCAGCAAAACAGGAGACACGUCGCCUUUGAGAGGCCCAACGCGCGGCCAAGCCGCUACAAAAGGGUAGUUUACGCCUUCUCCUUUAUUCUUAGAUUGGUUCGCAUGAUGAUCGAGCCCGGAAGCCCCCCGGGAUGGAUCAGUCACGAAAGUCUCGACGGUCGUUGUGAGCUCACAUACGCUGGCGCUUCAUUCACUUGCUCACACGUAGAUCCAAUGGGUUAUCCCCCUCGAUCAACCGGAUUUUCAAACCGAUUUGCAUCUCAGAGCAUGCUGCGCGCUUAUUCAGUUUUUAAAGACCGCCACGACAACUCAUUCUUCAGAUGUGGAUGUCAUUUCAUCGGAAAGGCGGCGCGCAGAACAACGACCUUGCAGUGUCGUCAAGCCACCUUUACGUUACGUUUUAUGUUGCAGAAACUGGAUAUUUGGGACUCGCACAAUCCCCGCUCGGGUCAAGCUUCCAUUCCCAAUUCUAUGAACUUGGACUUCUUCCUCUUGCGAUAA